This is a messenger RNA of Myxocyprinus asiaticus (Chinese sucker), 4384 nucleotides long. RefSeq lists its product as uncharacterized. The coding region runs from base 734 to 2155 and encodes 473 amino acids. The record is from RefSeq and is a predicted model, not a curated record. The transcript has 2 exons. Lineage: Eukaryota; Metazoa; Chordata; Actinopteri; Cypriniformes; Catostomidae.
GAUUACAUAUCAAUUACAUUGUUAAAACUGGUACUUAAUGCCAUUCAAAUAGAUUUUCAUUGAAACAUGCAAAAGUAGAAGGAGAAGCGAUUAAUCUACAGGAGUCUGCAGUUGCUUGUAAGUGUGUUUAUUUCAUUGUUUUACUUUGUUGUAGAGUAGUAUUCAUAGCUAGACUUGUGCUGUUUGUUUACUGGCUUGAACUUGUGUCGCUUAAACGUGUGUUGGUGUGUGUGCUAUUUUGUUUUGACUUGUCCCAGGGUAUUCAUUGCUAGAUUUAGAGUUGUUUGUCCAAUGUGUGUAAAACCAUCAUUGUUUUUAGUAUCUAGAAACAGUGCUUCUCUUGUUUUAGAGUAUUAUUUAUUGCUAAAGUGUAGCAUAAUUUAUUUGCGGUGUACUGAAGUCGCGUUUGUUCUCGCACUUUUCACCUUGCGUGACCCGUAGUUUCAGUUGCCCACGUGACUAACUUUGUGCUAACUAGCAUUAAGGCGUGUCCUGCUUUUUUCACUGUACGGCUCAUUAGCAUCAUGUAUAUAUUUGAGUUGAAUUCUGACACGGCAGCGGAAGUGGUAGCCCUCGUGUAAAGCCCUCCUCGUGUGAAGACCUACUUGUGUAAAGACCAGCGAGUCUACCUGUGUGAGUCCACCAAGCAAGGACACGACAAGGCCCCACUCACCAUAGCACUUAAGUAUCUUUUAAUUUUAUCUCUUUUCUUAUUUUCCUUGUGCAUACUAACAUGUCUACCUCACGAAUAACAUAUGCCUUCAAGCACGUCCCUGUUAUCUGUUACAGACUGUUUACACGAUAUAGAUGCAAGACAAAACGCAACCCACACAACCUACGGCCACUUUGCACUUCAGCACCUGCUCCGCUCUCUUUCUCAGUGGGACUCUGGGAAUGCCAGUCAGCUGUGAACAAAGCUGACUUCAUUCCAGCCUUUGCCAUAGAGUCCACCCUCAGCAUCCUGGUACUGACAGAAACAUGGAUAUGUCCAAAGGAUACAGCAACACCAGCUGCUCUCUCCAAAAACGUUUCCUCCGCUCACACCCCUCGAGACACCGGUUGGGGUGGGGGAACAGGUUUGCUCAUUCAUAACAACUGGACUUUUUCACCACACUCUUCUCUAUGUAACAAUAUUACUUUUGAAUUCCAUGCUAUUACUACAAUGCAACCCACAAAAAUACAUGUUGUUGUCAUUUAUCACCCUCCAGGUCAGCUGGCAAACUUUCUCGAGGAGUUGGAAGUCCUGCUGUCCUCCUUCCCGGAGGAUGCUAAGCCACUUGUGGUUCUUGAUGAUUUCAACAUACACCAGGACAAGCCCCAGGCCUCAUUUGACUUGGAAAGACUAAGCACCACAGCAACUCACAGAUUGGGCAACCAGCUGGACCUCAUUUUUACACAUAACUGUACCAACUCAAAUAUUCUUGUUACUUCUUUACAUGUCUCUGAUCACUACUUUGUUCAAUUCAACAUGACUCUCCGAUCUACAUUAAAACAGACUCCACCUUUGGUUUCCUUUCGCCGUAACCUCCGUUCUCUUUCACCCUCUCGCCUUUCCACUGCAGUCUCUACCUCUCUUCCCACACAAAAUGUACUUUCCACCCUUGAUGUAAACACUGCCACAGACACACUAAGCUCUACUUUAACAACCUGUCUAGACAACAUCUGUCCUCUCUCCUCAAGGCCAGCACGUACUACACCACCCAGCCCCUGGCUCUCUGACAUCCUUCGUGAACAUCGGACUGACCUCAGGGCAGCUGAGAGGAGAUGGUGGAAAUCUAAAGAUCCAGCAGAUCUAAAUAAGCUGCUGGAUGACAAUCAGUCAGGCUUCAAAAGUGGACACUCCACCGAGACUGCCCUGCUGUCUGUCACUGAGUCUCUGAGACAGGCAAAAGCUGAAUCCAGAUCAUCCGUCCUGAUUAUACUGGACCUUUUUGCAGCCUUCGACACAGUCAACCAUCAGAUUUUACUCUCCACCCUCUCUUCACUGGGCAUCACAGGAACUGUGCUUGACUGGUUUAAUUCCUAUCUCUCAAGUAGGUCCUUGAAGGUAGCCUGGAGAGGUGAGGUGUCCAAGUCACAUCAGCUACUUACUGGGGUACCUCAGGGCUCAGUGCUUGGGCCGCUUCUCUUCUCUAUAUACACAACAUCACUGUGACCCAUCAUUCAGGCACAUGGAUUCUCUUACCACUGCCACGCUGAUGAUACGCAACUCUACUUGUCUUUCCAGCCCAACGACACCACAGUGACUGUUCUAAUCUCUGCCUGCCUGGCAGACAUCUUGGCCUGGAUGAAGGAACACCACCUGCAACUUAACCCAGCCAAGACCGAACUCCUUGUCUUUCCAGCCAACCCUGCUUUUGAACACAACAUCACCAUGCAGCUGGGUGCAACUAUAGUAACGCCUUCCAAAACAGUCAGAAAUCUAGGGGUAACCAUUGAUAACAAACAAAAUUUCACAGACCACAUCUCAAAGACCGCAAGAUCAUGUAGAUUUACACUCUACAAUAUCAGGAAGAUAAGACCCUUCCUCUCUGAACAUGCCACACAACUUCUUGUUCAGUCACUAGUCAUAACUAGACUGGAGUACUGUAAUGCCCUCAUUGCAGGCCUCCCUGCAUGUGCAAUUAGACCCCUGCAAAUGAUCCAGAAUGUCUUUUAUCAGUCAAAGAGAGCGCAUGUUACACCACUCCUUGUCUCUCUUCACUGGCUGCCGGUUGAUGCAUGCAUCAAGUUCAAGGCUCUGAUGCUGGCAUACAAAACAGUCACUGGGUCUGCUCCAGCAUACCUAAAAUCAUUUCUGCAGAGCUACACGCCCACUAGAAUCCUGCAGUCGGCUAAGGAACAUCGGCUUGUUGUACCAACACAAAGAGGCACCAAAACACUUUCCCGGACUUUUGGCUUCAUCAUACCACGUUGGUGGAAUGACCUUCCCAACUCCAUCCAUGAAGCUGACUCACUUUCUGUCUUCAAAAAACGGCUAAAAACACAUCUUUUCCAUGAGCACUUAACCAGUCACAAAAAAAAAAAAAAAAAAAAAAAAACUUUAAUGUUGCACUUUAAUCUGUUUUGAAUGCUAUUCUGAUGCUAGUGAAACUUUGUAAUAUGGCACUUUUCGUACCACUGUCUCCUUAAUAUGAUUUGCUUAUGUUUUCCUCUUUCGUAAGUCGCUUUGGAUAAAAGUGUCUGCCAAAUGAAUAAAUGUAAUUGUAAGUAAACCAAAAGGAAUCAGAUUAGAUUACCAAAAAAGUUUAAUUGAAAAAUGUGCUUUAAUAAUAAAAUUUGUAGUUAUGUAAUUUAUAAUCAGUACCAGAUUACAUUUCUGAAGUAAUCUACCCAACACUGGUAAAAGCUUUAAUUGCUUUAAUUUAAAUGUUAAUUGUCCCAGACAAAUACAGAUAAGUUUUGUUAUUAAAGGAAUAUUCCGGGUUCAAUAUUCCGGGAAGUUAAGCAGAAAUCGACAGUAUUUGUGGCAUAAUGUUAAUUACCACCUGUCCCUCCUUUAUAAAAAGCAAAAAACUGACAAUGGAAGUGAAUGGGGCCAAUCCGUAAAUGUUGAAAUACUCACUGUUUCAAAAGUAUUGCCACGAGACUUAAACAACAUGCAUGUUAAAAUGGUUUUUGUGUGAUAAAAUCACUUAAUAACCUUUCCUGUGCAAUGUUAUAUCCAGUUUUAUAACUGUUGCCGUGAUGACAUAAGUCUGUGUCAAAUAACUAGAAGUUAAUCUGCAUAAAACAAUAGUCCACCACAAAAACGAUGAUUUAAACGAUUUUACUGCUCAAAUAAUACAUGAGUUUUAACACAAGAAUCUUUUAUAAAAAUGUAAGCUUCACAUUACUGCCUUUUAAAUCCUUCAAAAAUUGGCCCCAUUCACUUCCAUUGUAAGUGCCUCACUGUAACCUUAAUUUUUGCUUUUUUUAAUGAAAAGGAGAGAUGAGUUGAAAUUAAUUUAUGUGUUGAUCAAUAUUAUGCCACAUAUGGUGACAAUUAAGCUUAUCUUGUACCCAGAAUAUUCUUUUAAGGUACAAUCGACAGCAUAAUCAGCUUAAUUUUAUAUAGAAAGGUGGCAUGUUUGAAAAGAAUGACAAUGCAGUGCUAAUUCAGUGCAUUUAGUGUCGGGGUUAAAUUAGGAACUAAGAUGCAGGUUAUAGUUAUGAUUAAUUAUUGUGGCGGGGGCAUCUUCAAAAAUCAUCAAAUAGAAACGUCAAGGAACCAUCGUUAACGGAGUCAUUAAGGAACAGAAUGGUUGAAUGGAAUUGUAAUGAGAAUUGUUAAAUUCUGUACAAUUCUGAUCCCCAAUCUCUAGUGGCUACCCUGAAGUCCUUUAUACUUCGGUAUAUGCAGGGCUGAAUAUGGGGUGCGAGGGACAGAGUCCAUGGAGUGAAG